Cyprinus carpio (common carp) is the source of this 2418-nucleotide messenger RNA. It is a transcript of the gene admp, whose product is annotated as bone morphogenetic protein 2. Gene Ontology annotation, biological process: SMAD protein signal transduction. The record is from RefSeq and is a predicted model, not a curated record. NCBI's taxonomy places the organism in Eukaryota, Metazoa, Chordata, Actinopteri, Cypriniformes, Cyprinidae. Gene Ontology annotation, cellular component: extracellular region. Gene Ontology annotation, molecular function: growth factor activity; cytokine activity.
CAAAUGCUUUGUUGCAACUGUUUGUGAUUUGUGACAUGUGAGUUAACUGCAACAUCCAAAACACAGAUAGUAGCCUACAGUACAGACAGUAUUUGCACCUAAUAGUCUUUGAGGGAAUAAGAGGUUUACACCAUAAUGAUGAUUCAACUGGGGCCACCUACUUUGAUUUAAAAGCUUGGAAGAUGUCAACCAAAUCAGUCAACAGCUCUGAAACUAGAAUAGCUGAUGGCAAAGAUGCCAUUGCAACAGCAGUCUCCUUCGGCAUUAAUAUAACAAGAUCUCAUUAUGCAAUCCAAUAGUAUUAAGAAAUCUCUGGAUCAACACACUGUAAUGAGCCCCCAAUGAAAACUAACAAUUACAGAUGAGAAAUUAAACCAGUCUAAACCACCCAGCAAAGUCACACUUACAUUAAUGCAAAUGAAUGCUCUCAUUAAUAUACGAGCCGCGCGAGAUUGUAACUGUUUGAGCAGGUGUGUUUGCCAUUAACAUGAAAACACAGGGCACAUGCUGGAACCUUCUCACGGUGUUUGUCGAAAUAAUUAUUGUUCCUGUAUCACAUUAUCCUCCUUUGUCUCAAUUAAUGGAUCCAUUUUCAAGGAAGUCGACCGCCCGCGGUGCAUGCGCCAAAUACACUAAACGCCCUAAAUGUGGUAUAAUUAAACAUCUGAGCUACAGUUUAACAAUUUUAUUUCUUUAAUCGACAUAUGUAAGGAUUGUUUACAGUAAAGCACGGUAGAUAAACACUUAUUUCCUCCCAGGAUCCCCCCACAGGACCACCAGUCCAGUUCGCACCUUGUUAACACCACCAUUGGAUUUGCUUUACAUUCACUGAUCGUUGAAUUACAUUUGCGACUAAAUAGCAGCUCUUUACGGCUGUUGACCCAAGACUUUGCCAACAUCAUAUAAAACGCUGCCAAUCUGGCGGGGCUUCACUCAGUCCAGCUCCAGCAACCGAAGAGCAUCUCUCGAGGAUCAGUGAACAUGUUGCGCGCAGUGAUCUGGAUCUCCGUGAUGGGACUCGCCCUCUGCAGACCGUCUGAGAAUCACCUGGAAACCGAGUCUGGAGAAGUGCGCUCGGAGGCCAUGAGGAGGCUCUUGGAGGUGUUUGGGAUGGAGGAUCCUCCUGCUGCUUUGGCUCGGGGACACAAACAGCCUCCUCAGUACAUGCUGGACCUGUACAACACCAUCGCGGAUGUGGACGGAGUCACCAAAGACCCGACGCUCCUGGAAGGAAACACCGUCCGCAGUUUCUUCGAUAAACUGCAUAGUGACCAAAUCGAGUUCCUCUUCAACAUGUCCACGGUGGCCAAGAGUGAGAAGAUCCUCACGGCCGAGCUUCAUCUGUUCAAGCUCAGACCACAAGCGUCGCUCACGUUCAACAGACAUCACUUCUGUCAGGUCAGUGUCUAUCAGGUUCUCGAUAGCAGCAAGAAGAACGUCUCACAAGGGAAGAAGCUGCUCUCGUCCAGACUGGUGCCCAUCCACUCCAGCGGCUGGGAGGUUUUCACCAUCACUCAAGCUGUGCGCUCCUGGAUGUCAGAUGAGGGCAGUAAUCUGGGUCUCCUGGUCUCAGUCAGGACUUUAGCAGGUCUUCAGAUGGACCUGAAAACCGUGCGUUUCGCAUCGGGUCGUAACCACCAUCACAGCAAACAGCCCAUGCUGGUCCUCUUCACCGACGACGGCAGACGGGCGGCUUCUCUGGAGAUCACGCCUAAAGGUUCAGAUGAUUCUCCUGUCGGACCCAGUCUCCCGUUUCCCAGCCUCUCUCUCCCGGCAGCGGCUCGUCGCAGCGCUCGCUCCAUAGACUAUGAUGAGAGCGGGGAGAAGAUGCCGUGUCAGCGUCUGCCGCUCUACGUGGACUUUGAGGAGAUCGGCUGGUCCGGCUGGAUCGUGUCUCCCCGCGGAUACAAUGCUUACCACUGCAAAGGCUCCUGUCCGUUUCCUCUGGGUCAGAACAUGAGGCCCACCAACCACGCCACGGUCCAGUCCAUCAUCAACGCCCUCAAACUGACCAAAGGCAUCAAGACGCCGUGCUGUGUGCCUGACAAACUCUUCAGCAUUAACCUGCUGUACUUUGACGACGAUGAGAACGUGGUUCUGAAGCAGUAUGAUGACAUGGUGGCCGGCAGCUGCGGCUGUCACUGACCAGCCUCAUUCAUCUCUGGACGGGUCACACACUGACCUUUCUGUCAGAAAUCUGGACUAGAUGAAACUGUAAAAUAUGUAAAUAGAGAUCAAAUUUUAAUAUAUGGAGGAGCUUGAGUUGGUCGCUUGUGAAAGAUGUAAAUUUGUAUAUUGCUUGUUGUGAACUAUUAUAAAGUCUAAAUAAAUUCUUACACAAAAAUAACGGAUAGGGUUGGUUUUUAUUUCUAUAGUUGUUGCUAUAAUUUAUAUAUCGCAAAAAACUUUUUCCUUUCC